Messenger RNA from Ustilago hordei, 4269 nucleotides. RefSeq lists its product as uncharacterized. Gene Ontology annotation, biological process: protein deubiquitination. NCBI's taxonomy places the organism in Eukaryota, Fungi, Basidiomycota, Ustilaginomycetes, Ustilaginales, Ustilaginaceae. Gene Ontology annotation, molecular function: cysteine-type deubiquitinase activity. The record is from RefSeq and is a predicted model, not a curated record. The transcript has a single exon. The coding region runs from base 1 to 4269 and encodes 1422 amino acids.
AUGCGUUCCGAUCUCAAUCAGAGCAACGCAUCUUUAUCCCAGCACUCAGCUUCAAACUCGACACAUCAGCCCAUCGAGCAAGCUUCGUCUUCUCUUCCCCCGUCAUCUCUUCCCCCGUCAUCUCUUCCCCAGUCAUCUCUUCCCUCGUCAUCUGCAUCUUCAGGCGGCGCUCCUAUCACAUCUCCCCCCGUGCGUCGACCAGCUUCAUCACCUGUCGACAGUCCCGAGUCGCGGCCCACUGCUCGGUUCCCUUCAGCUCUCGCAGCAAACGACCACAAGCGAUCAGGUGCAUACAAGAGAGCUCGAACCGUCAGCCCCAUUAUCGACGAGAACAGCAGCGACGUCGAAAACGAAGUCAGAUCCAACUUUUCGCCUUCUGCAAGCGAUCUAGGCGACUCUGAGCUCACCGAGACCCUUGCCUCCAGCCAGCCAGCUCCACUGCGUCAGAGCAUUUCAUCGGCAGACAUAUCACAUUCUCAUCACGCCAACAUGUCGCCACCUGAUCAGAACAUCGAAGCUCUCAUGACCGACAAGUCGCUCAGUUUGAAUGAUGGCGGUGCUAAUCCCGUCAUUGUGCGUACAAGUGACGCAACGGAGGAGGAGCCACCAUCCUAUCAAGAAGCAGUUGAUCUUCCACCGCCAGUACAAGGGUCUAUCGGGAAUGAACACAGACCGACAGGUCAGCAGCAACUCGAUACCAUCCGACCUAUGAAGAAUCUUCCUCUCCAUGCUGGCGAUAUAUGGUACCUCGUCAGUCGAUCUUGGUAUCGACGUUGGGAUGCUGCUUGUGCCGAACGUCGUGACUCGGAUCCUGUCGAGAAGGCCGAGAUUCCUCCUGGACCCAUCGACAACUCGGACUUGCUUGAUGAAGAUUCCACUCCAGCUUUUGCGCAGCUCAGACCACAGAUCAAUGAGCAUAUUGAUUACGAGAUGUUGCCUGAGGAGGGAUGGAAUCUUUUGGUUGGUUGGUACGGUAGCAAAGGACCGGUGUUUGCAAGACAGGUUAUCCACGGUUUCAGUCCGGGUCAGGAGAGUGUCGAGUUCUACCCGCCUACUCUUCGACUGCUCAAGCUAGGGGAUCAUGUCGAGGCGCAGGGAUCGGGCGUGCCUUCGUUCAGCAUGUCUGUCAGCUCGAGCUUGGCGAUGCUCAAGGAGAAGGCCAAGACAGCACUCAAUCUCGGUGCUGUUGCCGAUGUUGACUUGCGAUUCUACCACUUCCCUCAACCUACCGAGAAGGAAUUGCGCUCUGGGCUUGUCAACAUGGCUCGAGUUGACGACGAGGGUGUCGAUGUCAUCGAUGCUGGUGAAGAUAAGCCCGACAGCUAUCAGCCUAAUGUCACGCUCAAGUCGGUCGGGGUAGAUGAGAUUGAGAUGAAUCUUGUUGUCGAGACUCGUCCGUCUGGUCGAUGGCAGACGGAUCCUGCUCCUGUCGAUGCUUCCGCUCCCUCGGUCAAAGGUAUCUUUGCCCAGCAAGGUGACUUUUUCAGCAAUCUUGAGCAGCCUAGCAGCAGCACUGCCGCAUCAACUGCCACCGCGGGCGAAUCAGAAGGACGUGUCACACGCUCGCAAACCGCUGUCGACCGAACCAUUGGCCCAUCUCGUGGGCUUCGCGGACUCAACAACCUCGGCAACACUUGCUUCAUGAACAGCGCCCUCCAAUGUCUCAGCAACACUUACGAGCUCCAACAGUACUUUGUCUCCGGCGCAUACAAGCAAGAGCUCAACACCGAUAAUCCACUUGGUAUGGGAGGAGCGAUUGCGGAUGCAUUCGGCAACCUCAUAACCAACAUCUGGAAUGGUCAAGGUGGAUCCUUCUGGCCACGAGAGUUCAAGUUUGCGCUCUCGAGGUUCGCGCCCCAGUUUAGCGGGUAUGCUCAGCAUGACAGUCAAGAGUUGUUGGCGUUUUUGCUUGAUGGGUUGCAUGAGGAUCUAAAUAGGAUCUUGAAGAAGCCGUACAUUGAGGCGCCUGAUUGGGAAGGUGGAGAUGAGAAGGAUCUUGUUGCGUUCGCCAAGAGGCAGUGGGAUAUCUAUAAAGCCAGGAAUGACUCGGUCAUUGUCGAUCUCUUCCAAGGACAGUACAGGAGUACACUUGUCUGCCCGGAAUGCAACAAGAUCUCGAUCAAGUUUGAUCCUUUCAUGUACCUCACGCUACCGAUUCCCAACAAGAAGAUGUGGCGCGGUCAAGUCUACUUUGUCCCGCAAGACCCUAGCAAGCCGAUGCAAAGCUUCCAGGUUCAGUUGCCGGCAGGCACUACGGUUGGAAAGUUGCGACAGAAAGUAGCGGCGCAGUUUGGUGUCGAGACGAAGAGGUUGAUUUGUGGAGAAGUUUGGCAUCAUAGGAUUUACAAGUGGAUCGAUGAUUACGAGCCGUUGAUCGAUAUCAAGGAUGGCGACUUUGUGUACUUUUGGGAGGUGCCGGCUGCGCCGAAGUUGUCGAAGCAGAGGCAUUACAGGUAUCAUAGGACGGUGGAGGAUGCAGAGGAGUCGUUGGAUAUCCAGGAUGAGGAGCAGGCGAUUCUGCCGGUCUUCGCGAACUUUAGCAGCGAGGUGUCGGCGGCUUCGUCCAGCACGGCGUUUGUUAGUAGGAGGUCGAGGGCGGAUCCUGUUGGUAUUCCCUUUUUCAUUUCGGUCCCAAAAGCGGAGGUCAAUGAUGCUGAGGCGAUCCGUAGGCACGUGCUGAACGGGUUCUCGCGCUUUGCCAAGAACCAGAGUGAGCUGCGAAAGGCUAUCGAGGAAGCAGAUGCCGCUGCUGGUACUGCUUCGACAGAGCAGAGUUCGGCGUCGCAGAUUUCGGAUUGGGAGAUGGUGGAUGAUGCAGCGAACGGCAAUGGUGCUGUCGAAGUGGUUGCACCUACUCAGGUCAGCAACGAGGAUCUAGUCACCGAGAUCCGAGAGGAUGGCGAAGCAGUAUUGGUGCCGGACGUGAAUAUCACCUCUGCAGACAGUGAUGCAGCUGCUACCCCUGCUACUGCCAGCUCGUCAAGCCAGGACAAGGCUGCCGCACAAGCCGAGCCAAUUCUGCGCAUCCGUUUCAGCCUCGCCGAGGUUGGCCAAGGCCUUCCGAAGGGCAGCGAAAGCAACUCCGACCAUCUCUCUGAGGAGCUCGAGGAACGUCAGGCGCGUCUUGCCAAGCAGGCUUCUAACGCUGCUUCAACUUGGGUCGACGAUGAGGCAGAAAGAGACGCUACUCGUGCCAAAAACAUUCCUCUCGUCUUCACUGGCGGUGCGAUGGUUGUCACAUGGGGAUACACGGUUGCCAAGCGCGAGCUGUUGGUCAAGUCUGACUCGGGUCAACUCUGGGGCGAAUAUAAAGAGGUCAUUGACAAGGCGAUUCGCGAGAAGGACAACGCUGGACCCGUUCGCCCCAAGACGCUUUCGAUCGAAGACUGCAUGGACGAGUUCACCAAAGAAGAGCAACUGGGGGAAGACGAUCCCUGGUACUGCCCUUCAUGCAAGGAGUUCCGUCAAGCUACCAAGAAGUUUGAUCUCUGGAAGGCACCGGACAUUCUCGUGGUCCAUCUCAAGAGGUUCAGCGCGGGUCGACACUCGCGUGACAAGCUCAACAUGCUCGUUGACUUCCCACUGGAAGGUCUGGAUCUCACAGAUCGGGUGGAAGGUACACAGGCGCUGCGCAGAGUGCAGGCAGAGGCAAAGGAGAGCGGAGAAGAGCUUUCAGAAAGCAUGCUUGGUUCGGGCAUUCUCAGGCCGCUGGAGGACAAUGACGAUGCGGUUGCGGUCGAUGCUCCCAUCUAUGACCUGUAUGCUGUGGACAAUCAUUUCGGAGGCUUGGGUGGAGGACACUACACUGCAUUUGCCAAGAGUCCAGCCGAUGGCAAGUGGUACGAAUUUGACGACUUGAGUGUUCGACCCGUUGCCAACGCGGAGACGGUCAAGAGCUCGUCUGCGUACUUGCUCUUCUACCGUCGUAGGACGACGAGGCCGAUUGGAGGAAAGUCGAGGCAGAAGUUCCAAGAGGCAGCCAAGACCCAAGCUGCCACAGCAGGUGGUGAGGAGGGUGAUGCAGCAACGGCAGCAGGGACACUGGGGGGUUUGGCACCGGUAGUUGGACACGAGACGAUGCCGGGCGAGUAUUCAAGCGAUUCAUCGAGCGAUGAGACUCCCGAUUGGCCGUUGAACUUGCGCAGUGGAGCUGACAACGCGAGCGUAGCAGAUGAGCCAGCGACGGGUUGGUCGAGUACAGGCAACUCUCCGCCUUCAUCGAAUCGUGCGCCUAGCCCGAUUAGCGAUCAGGGGCUUGAUUCGCUGUAA